Molecule: messenger RNA, 2768 nt
Organism: Cololabis saira (Pacific saury)
Lineage: Eukaryota; Metazoa; Chordata; Actinopteri; Beloniformes; Belonidae
Product: tomoregulin-1-like
Exons: 10
Coding region: 482-1516 (344 amino acids)
Molecular function (GO): protein binding
Source: RefSeq, a predicted model, not a curated record
UCGGCGGGUCACGUGGUCCGGGCCUUUGUUGAUGCGAUUCAGUGGAGAAAGAACAGGAGGAGGAAAAAGGAGGAAAAAGCAGCAGCGGCAGCAGCAGCAGCCGUCCCGGUCCGAGCCAGCCACAGUCCCCGUCCUGCUUCCCGGCCAUCGCCGCGGAGCUGCAGCCGGAUCCGAGGAGAGUCUCCCGGCGGCGGGGAGCGAGGCAGCGGGGGAUGGAGGCUGAGUCCGGGCAGUGAGGAGGUGUGGGGGUCGCCGCCCGGAGCCCCGGGCCCUGCUUUGUUGCAGCUCCGCCGCUCCUCAAGCAUCUCUCUGCGGCCGCUGUGGUCCCGAAGCCACCGGGGGAUAACCGGGGGACAACCGGGGGAACACCGGGGGUCUGAGGGGCUUUCCGGCCGCAGCACCUGACUAGUCCGCGUUGAGGAUCCAGCUUCUCCCUGGUGUUCAUCUCUCUUUGUUACCUCCACCCCCCCCCAGCCCCGCCAUGGCUCCGGUGGUCCGGUUCUCCUGGUUCUGCUGCCUGCUGGUGCUGCUGCCGCCCCCCGCCGUGCGGAGCUCGGACUGCGGCCCCGGCAAGGCCGCCGACUGCCCCGACCUGUCGGAGAAGAAGAGCGACCUGCGCGUCUGCGACGCGGGGACCUGCCGCUUCGGGGGAAGCUGCCGCGAGAGCGGCGCCGACAUCAAGUGCGUCUGUCAGUUCCACUGCAACAAGAAGUUUGUGCCGGUGUGCGGCUCCAACGGAGACACGUACCACAACGAGUGCUUCCUCCGGAGAGCCGCCUGCAGGAGGCAGCGGGCCGUCAGCGUGGCGUCGGAGGGACCCUGUUACCACGAUACGGGCUCAGGAUCCGGCGACGGAGACGACGAAGGAUCCGGCCGUGGCGGCAAGAAGGCCUCCAAGUGUGGGAACUGCAAGUUUGGAGCCGAGUGUGACGAAGACUCGGAGGACAUGCUCUGCAUGUGCAACAUCGUGUGCAACGGCCACAACGACAACCCGGUGUGCGGCGGCGACGGCGUCACCUACGACACGCCCUGCCACGUCCGCGAGGCGUCCUGCCUCAAGCAGCUCAAGAUCGACAUCAGACACGUGGGACGUUGCCAAGAUAAGAGCAGGAAGGACGAUGGCCUGAAGACCAAGCCGGACGUUUACGCGGUGUCCCGCCCCGGCGAGGGGGAGGGGUUUGUGGACGUCCCCGCCCCCUGCCCGGCCGACUACGCCCAGUUCUGCGAACACGGCCAGUGUGAGAUGAGACAGAACCUUCCCACCUGCAGGUGUGAGGCGGCGUACGGCGGCGCUCAGUGCGACCAACUGCUGGACUUCAACAUCCUGUACGUGGUCCCCAGCGGACAGAAGCUGCACUACGUCCUGAUCGCCGCCAUCAUCGGGGCCGUGCAGAUCGCCGUCAUCGUUGCCGUGGUGAUGUGCUUCACCAGGAGGUGCAGCAAGACGAAGCGCGGCCGCCGGCAGAAGCAGCACCUGGGCCACUUCUCGUCGGGGACGUCCUCCAGGAUGAUGUAGCCUCGCUCUUCUUCUCUGGUUUCUGCAGACGGAGGCCGUAGCCUCGCUCUUCUUCUCUGGUUUCUGCAGACGGAGGCCGUAGCCUCGCUCUUCUUCUCUGGUUUCUGCAGACGGAGGCUGUUUUAUACGUUUGGUGCCUCUUUAUUUCCCUUUUCUAACCUGAUCUGAGUUCAGGGGCCUUAUUUUCUAGAUUCCCUCCGUGUUUGAGUGUUUUUUGAGUCUUCACCGUCCGCCGCUGCUGUCCGCUCAGACUCUGUGGACCACGAACCUUAUUUAUCUUAACGGACCGGACCACCGGACCGGACCGUCCUCGGCUGGACUCACACUGAUUGUCUCUUUGUUGUCCCCGGUGGGACGCAGCCGCCCGUCGCUCUCCGGUUUUUGUUUGACUGUUCAGUCAGACGUAACUCUGGACUCUGAACGCUGUUCUCACGUCGUAAACACCAACUAUAUCUGCUCUGAUCUGAAUCCGAGCCUCUAGAUUAGUUCAGCUAAUUCUGGCGGCUUUAACCUUUAACUCCUUUUCUGUGGACAGAUUUUGAGAACGUCAGGUCUGAUUGGUACGUGGGACCUGGAGGAGCCUCCCCCCCAGAGUCAGAGUCAACAUGCCCGGCCGGCUUUAACUCCUUUUUAGUCCCGCUGACAGUUUUGAGGGUUUUUCCGCCAAAGUUCAGACAUCUGUGUGAAACUCUGGUUCUUCUGCUGCCUGUCCCGGUUGGUACCGGGAUCUUUAGUCCCUCCGGCCUCAAACCUCCAGGGGGCCCCGCGGGUCCUCGGUUGUGUUUGGCUGCGUCCCACCGGGAUCACCGUCCGUCAUCGUCACGUGAAGCGUUUUGUAUUUGUUUUUACGCAAUGCACCUAAAAACCAAAAUGCUGUUUUUUCUACCGCUCGAGAAGAUACUGAGGUACGAGCCGACAUGUACAGGUUGUUGUUAGAAUUAUUUUGUUGCUUGAUUUUCUGAUGAUGCCAUUCCGGAAAUGGAUUCCAACGUCGGCUUUUCGCCGAUGAUAAUUUAAACGACUGUCGACUUUCUUUUUUAUUCUGAUUUGUUUUGUCCGUGUUGGUGUUGUGGUUUAGCAGUAGGUCCAGGACCUCGGUUCCUCCGCGCACCACCCGCUACGUGGUGUCCGCGGGAACCGGGCCGCAUUUUACCGUAGAUGUUGCAUCAUGCAUGAACCAGUGAAGUGGGUGUGUAGACUGUGCUGUAGCUAAACUAGAAUUAAAUUAUGACCUUUGAACCGCUGUGUCUGU